Molecule: messenger RNA, 1254 nt
Organism: Sycon ciliatum
Lineage: Eukaryota; Metazoa; Porifera; Calcarea; Leucosolenida; Sycettidae
Product: zinc finger BED domain-containing protein 4-like
Exons: 1
Coding region: 1-1254 (417 amino acids)
Molecular function (GO): protein dimerization activity
Source: RefSeq, a predicted model, not a curated record
AUGUCACCUACGAUUACACAACAGGCUGCAGAGAACGGAUGGGAGAGUAACGUCUGCAUUGCUCACCGUCUUCAGACUGCAAUUCGGCAUGCCCUUGACUUGGAUGUCGUAGCGAAAUUGCUGUCCCGGUGUAGAAAGCUUGUUGGGCAUUUCAAGCACUCCUGUCUGGCUGCGGGAGCGCUGGAAAGCAAGCAGCGCCAGCUGAAUGCUGAUGCACAGCCGCUGAAGGUAAUCCAGGACGUGCCAACACGCUGGAAUUCCGCAUAUUACAUGAUCGACCGCCUCCUGAAGCUGCGUGUUGCGUUGACUGCAGUGCUGUGCGACAGCAGCAUCACGUCCAAGCAGACUGACCGGGACUUGCUGCUGAAGGACAACCAGUGGAAGCUAGCGGAGCAGCUCGUCCACAUCCUGGAGCCUUUUGAGAGCGCAACAUCCACCAUCAGUGGCCAGAAGUACGUGACGCUCUCACUACUUUUCCCCAUCACAUGCCAUCUCCUUUCGGUCAUGGAGGGUGAGCAUGCAAAGCCUCUGACAACAGCUGCCAAGUCGGUGGCUGCAAAGCUGAAGUCGGAGCUGAUCCGCAAAUUCCCGAAUGUGUCGUGCCCUUUGCCGACGUCGAUGCCCGUAGUGUGUGCUGCACUUGACCCGCGUUUCCGGUCCCUCCAGUUUCUGGAUGACGAUAAAGCAUCUGCAGCAAAAGAUCACGUGAAAUCAUUGCUUGCAGAGAGUGCGGCCGUGACCAGCGCAAGUGAGCCACCUCGCAAGAAGGCAUGCGUGACGUCUGGUGGACUGUCCCGCCUGUUUGGUCGCAGUCAACCAAGCAAGGACGUCCCAUCCACCACCAAUGCUGAUGCUGAAACUCGGCUCAGAGACAGGGAAGUAGAGCUGUUCUUCACGGAAGAUGAUCUGGAUGUAGAUGACAGCCCCCUGGAGUGGUGGAGAAAGAAUGAGCACCGCUUUCCUGGUCUCUCAACUCUCGCCAGGAGAUACCUCUCUGUGCUCGAGACGUCAGUGCCAUCUGAGAGAAUCUUCUCUGCUGCUGGUCGGCUGGUGACCAAGCUCUGCAAUGGCUUGUCCCCUGCGCACAUCGACGCGUCCAUCUUCCUGUCCGUCAACAGCGUAUUGCCUGGGGCUCGCUACCAGAAGACAAGCUCAGGAUUGAAUUCAUUGAGCUUGGCCGAAGAGCUGGAGGAAGAGGAACUGAGUCUUCCAGAGUUGCCAUCACUGUCUGGAGAGAUCUCCGAUGACGAGUAA